ACUGCUGUCUGUCUCUGUCUCUCUCUCUCUCUCAUACACACACUCCACCACCUCUGACUACACACACAUCUGUGGAUUACUCUCGCUCUCCCAGUGUGUGUAUGUGUGCGUGCGUGUGUGUGUGUGUGUCUGUGUGUGUGUGUGUGUGAGAGGGAUUUCAACACCUGUACAGGUCCAGAUCAAAAGAUGAGGAUGCAUGGAAGUUGAAAAGUGUGAGUGUGUUCGAGUGUGUGUAAGGGCUGGAGAAGCUUCUCCAUUCAGCACUGAUUACACAGGAGGGGAAUUUUUUUGAUCAUCACAGCCUAACGUGUAGUAAAAGCUGAGGCAGACAUGACGGCACAGUUUUGGUGCAGGAUCCUACUGAUCCUGACCGUUCUGGCCUUGACCUUGUACAGUGAUGGGGUCAAGGGUCAGAGGGCAGGUUGUAAGAAUGUCCACUAUGACCUGGCGUUCAUCCUCGACACCUCAUCCAGUGUUGGCAAGGACAACUUUGAGAAGAUCCGACAGUGGGUUGCCAACCUGGUGGAGUCGUUUGACGUUGGUGAGGAUAAGACUCGUGUGGCAGUAGUGCGCUACAGUGACCGUCCCACCACCGAGUUCAACUUGGCCAGGUACAAAACCCUCGAUGAGGUCAAAAUGGCAGCCAGGAACAUCCGAUAUCUGGGUGGCAACACCAAAACUGGAGACGCUAUCGGCUACACCACCGCCAACAUCUUCAACGUCCAGGCAGGAGCCAGACCUGCUGCCCGGGGCAUCCAGAAAGUGGCCAUUUUGCUAACAGAUGGGCGGAGUCAGGAUUACGUUCUGGAGCCAUCCGUUGCGGCGUCCAGGGCUGGGAUCAGGAUGUUUGCAGUGGGGAUUGGCGAGGCGCUGAAAGAGGAGUUGGAGGAGAUUGCGGCUGAGCCAAAAAAUGCUCACGUCUUCCACGUGACAGAUUUUGAUGCCAUUGACAGAAUCCGAGGCAGGCUCAGGAGGAGACUCUGUGAGAAUGUGCUGUGCCCGAACAUGAAGGUGCAAGCAGAACGAUUCAAGCCCAACAGCACGAGUGCUGGACUACAGGAAGUUCCAGGCUUUGACCUGAUGGAGUACUUUAAUGUGAGGGAUGUUCUGGGGGAGAAGUCUGACCCUGGACAGAGCUCCUAUGUGAGACUGGGGACUAUGCCUAUCGUCCAGCAGACUGAAAACGUGUUUUCACAAGGCCUCCCAGAUGAAUACGCCUUCGUUACCACGUUCAAAUUCAGAAAGACGUCUAGGAGGGAGGACUGGUACCUGUGGCAGGUCUACGACAAGUACGGCAUCCCUCAGGUUUCUAUCCGUCUAGAUGGAGAGAAUAAAGCGGUGGAGUACAACGCCGUGGGCUUGACCAAAGACGCAGUCCGAGCCGUGUUCCGCAGCCCGGAUGUGGAAAACCUAUUUGACAGAAACUGGCACAAGAUCGGCCUGAGCAUCCACGCCAAAUCCGUCUCGCUCUAUCUGGACUGCAAACUCAUCCAGACCCUACCGAUCGAGGACAGAGAGGACAUCGACAUCCAGGGCAAAACCGUCAUCGGCAAGAGACUCUACGACAGCGUCCCCAUCGACUUCGACCUUCAGAGGAUGGUAAUCUACUGCGACUCUAAGCAGGCAGAGCAGGAGACAUGCUGUGACCUGCCUGGAGGCCCUUGCCCUAAGCAGGUGGUCACUGAACCCACGCCUAUUUUACUCCCGACCCCGACUCCUACGAGCGGAGAGCAGAAGAGUGGAGAACACACCGUCAACUGUUCCUGCACCACCGGGGAGAGGGGUGAGACAGGUCUGCCCGGUGCUCAAGGCCCUAAGGGUGAAAAGGGAGAUCCGGGCCUUCAGGGCACUCCGGGACCACAAGGACCUAAAGGGCAGAAAGGAGAACUUGGCAAGGCUCUCUCUAUCAAAGGAGAUAGAGGCGAGAAGGGGGACAGUGGAGAGCACGGUCAUCCUGGGGUCAAAGGUGACAAGGGAGAGAGGGGAUCUGAAGGCCUCCCGGGACUUGCUGGCAAAAAGGGAGACAAAGGACAGCAGGGUGAGACGGGAUCUGCUGGAGCUCCGGGGUUAGCCGGACCACUCGGACCACAGGGUAUUCAAGGUGACCUAGGACACCCUGGAGCACCUGGUCCAAAAGGCGUUCCUGGUGAUCCGGGUAAAAAAGGAGAAAAGGGAACAGCAGGAGAGAGGGGUCUCCCAGGGUUAGAUGGUUUUCCCGGCAAACAUGGAUCUCCUGGAAAAGACGGUCUGAGCGGUCUGAUUGGGGCACCUGGAGCACACGGGGUUAAAGGAGAAAAGGGUGAGAGAGGUCCUGCUGGAAUACCUGGAGAUGUGGUGCACAUGGGAGGUCUGAAAGGAGAAAAUGGCGUCCCAGGACCACCCGGUCCUCCUGGAGCAGACGGGCCUCCUGGACCUCCGGGGCCACCUGGUCCAACUGGACAGCCAGGAAUUCCGGGAGAAAUCGGACAAAGGGGAAAGAAAGGAGAAGCAGGACUUCCUGGCGUUGAUGGAUUUCCUGGACCACCGGGUCCCGCAGGCCCCCCUGGACCUCCUGGGAGUCCGGGUCAGACUGGACUUCCUGGAUUACCGGGGGAAAUCGGAUUCCCAGGAAAACACGGAGAGGCCGGAAAACCUGGUCUGCCAGGGAAGGACGGCAUCGACGGUCAACCUGGAAACGACGGGGAGAAAGGACCAAGAGGUGAACCGGGGCUGGAUGGCUUCCCUGGAAAACCUGGUCCAAAGGGUGACGACGGACCUCCGGGACCCAGGGGACCGCCAGGAGACAGGGGUGAGACGGGUCUUCCUGGCGAGGCUGGCGUAAUGGGACCGAGAGGAGAAAGAGGAGUGCAGGGUGAAAGAGGAAAAGACGGUGAUGUCGGCGCAAAAGGCGAGAAAGGAGACAAGGGUGAAGCUGGACCCAGAGGACUUCCAGGAACCCCAGGAGAUGUUGCCAGUGUGAUUCCUGAACCUGGGGAACCAGGGAAACCUGGAGAGAAAGGCGAGAAAGGAGAGCAGGGAAAACAAGGAGAGGUGGGUCCCAGAGGACUUCCUGGAGAACAAGGCUUCAGAGGUCAGCCUGGACUUCCGGGAGUUAAAGGAGACAUUGGGUCCAAAGGAGAUCCAGGCACGAAUGGAGAACCGGGUCCUCCUGGGCCGCCCGGCCUUCAGGGGCAACGAGGACUACCUGGCAACGUGGGAAUUCCGGGCAGUAUCGGACCACCAGGAAUAGCAGGACAGAGAGGAGAAAAGGGAGACCCUGGUAAAGAGGGUCAUGCAGGCCCCCCUGGUUUGCCUGGAGAGCCUGGUCUCAGAGGUGAAGCAGGACCACCAGGGAGAGGGAAAGAUGGGGUGAAGGGGGAUGCAGGACCUCCAGGAAUGGAUGGAGCCCCGGGACUGAAGGGCCCACCAGGAAAUCCAGGAAUGCAGGGGAUGCCAGGAAACAGAGGUCCUCCAGGAGAGGGAACCACUGGACCAGCUGGACCACCAGGCCCCCCUGGACUAUUAGGAGCAGUGGGACCGAGAGGAGCACCAGGUGUACCGGGACCUCAAGGACCUUCAGGACACAACGGUUUACCAGGAAGACCUGGAGAGAAAGGAGCUCAGGGAGAGCCGGGUAAAGCUGCAGAUCUGUCUGAGCUAGACCUGAAGGGUGUUUGUUCAGACUGUCCAGCUGGACCUGCUGGACCACCAGGAAUCCCAGGAAUUCCAGGAGAAAAAGGACCUGCAGGACCAGCGGGGAAAAACGGACAGGAUGGAUAUCAGGGUGCGCCUGGACCUGUCGGACCCCCAGGACCACCUGGAGCUGAGGGAAGCAAGGGUGUGAAAGGUGACCGAGGCUCCCCGGGGGCUGCUGGAGAUAAAGGUGAAAAGGGACCCCCAGGGCCUCCUGGUUAUCCAGGUGCAGCUGGAACAACAGGUCAACCUGGUAAUGACGGCAACCCUGGACCCCCUGGUGCUCCUGGACCCCCUGGAGAAAAGGGCAAAGAGGGACUGAAAGGGAUUCAGGGUCCUCCAGGUCUGCCAGGCUUAAUGGGAAUCAUGGGUAAGCCAGGGAAGGACGGACGACCAGGGGAAGUGGGCGAGCCGGGUAAACAGGGAGAACCCGGAGCACCAGGAAGAGAUGGACUCAGAGGUCUUCCUGGUUUUAAAGGUCACAGAGGAGAGCCUGGGGAACCAGGGUCAAAGGGUGAAGAGGGUAAACAGGGUCCACCAGGACGGGAGGGUCCACCUGGGAAAGACGGCAUCAUGGGACCUUCCGGGCCUGAAGGUCACAGAGGACCAAGUGGACAACCGGGUAAACCUGGAGAACCUGGACCACCGGGGAAAUCGGGACCAUCUGGAACUCCAGGUCCUCCAGGAGGGAAGGGGGAGACAGGAAACCCGGGACUGCCCGGAUUCGCAGGUCCAAAAGGACCAUCGGGUCUACCUGGUCCCGUCGGCCCCGAGGGCAAACAAGGCAUACCGGGCAAACAGGGAGAAAGAGGCUACAAGGGAGAGAAGGGUGACAAUGGCAUAAAAGGUGACAAAGGCCCCACGGGAGAACCAGGAAUGCCUGGAAACCCAGGAGCUCCAGGCAGAAAGGGUCACACGGGCAUGAUGGGAAUGUCAGGACCUCCUGGAGACAUGGGAACCUCUGGACCCCCGGGUGCUCCUGGCCAGCCUGGACUUCCAGGACAGAGGGGAGAAACUCCAUCUCUGGAAUCGAUACGCAGGUUAAUUCAAGAGGAACUCGCCAAAGAACUACAAGCCAAGAUGGCCUACUUCAUGUCCCAGAUUCAGCCCACACACAUAAAGAGCUCGGCCGGGCGUCCUGGUCCACCUGGACCUCCAGGAAAAGAAGGGCAACCUGGACGACCAGGUCCACCUGGAGAGUCUGGUAUGCCUGGCCAAAAUGGAGCAGAGGGACCCCGAGGUCCAGCAGGUCCUAAAGGUGAAAGAGGUGCCAGAGGGGAGAAGGGAGAAAAUGGUGUUGGACAGAGAGGAGAGCCUGGUCCAUCUGGUCCCAUUGGUCCAGCAGGAAUUCCUGGAGACGGUAAAGACGGUCUUCCGGGAGCAACUGGAGCUCAGGGUGAACCUGGACAUCCAGGUCCUCAUGGACAACCUGGCCCAUCGGGACCUCCGGGGCAGUGUGACCCCUCUCAGUGUGCCUACUACGCCAGCCUGGCAUCACGACCUCACACUAAGAACGUCAAGGGAACCUAAACCUCUCUCUGCAUGCCUGGGCCUAUUUAUGAACUCAUGAGAACCUAAAGCUUUUCCUGACAAGAUCCGGGGAGCUUUGGUUGGGGGGAAGAUGAGACAUUUCAACGUGUUAGGGAGUGUGUUUUAUGGGUGUGUGUCCUGCCGGUCAGAUAUUAUGAGUAAUUUGUUCGCUUGGUAGGAAUGGGGAGGGUUUGUACUGUAAGCUAAGGGAGGUGAGUAAUUUAAAAUGCAGCUGAUUUUUUUUUUGUUUUUUUUUUUUACAUCAGGGAAUUUCACUCAGUUCAGACUAAGAUGUAUUGUCCUGUGUUUUUUUUUUUUAAUGCAACCUGCAAAGUCUGCUCUAUUUCUUUAGUUGGAGAGACUAUAGUAAUACCACACAGAUAGACUGAUGGUAAUAAAUUAGCCUCAGGUCUUCAACCAUUGUGUGCAGAAUCCAUUGUUAUGGAGGGUUUUUUUUGGACUGUGUGUGUAUUGGGCAAUUAUCGAGCUAGGAGAGUUGUUUUCUGGAGUUGUAUCAAUUUGUCCUGGUUGGUAGUGUGACAGAGGAAGAAAAACACCAAAUAUAAUCUUCGCACACAGAGAUCGCACGUGAGAUCGUUAGCGAGCCGCUCCAAGACGGUUAUGUAGCCAGUUUGCAGAUUUUUAUGAUUAGCAAAACUAGUCUUAAUCCAGGAACCAAAAAAACCCACCAUUUUUCACCCACUGAAGAUAAUUACGUUUGUCACUUCGAAUUUGUUCUCUAGAGGAGCUUAAGAGCUUUUCUGCUAUUUACACAAACAUGACUCAUGGCGUGCAGUCGUUCCUUUCACAGCUGAAAAGCUGGUAACAUUUGUAUUAGCCACUUAAAUAGAGGUUAUUAAAGGAUGUACUUUAAUGCACAAGCGCAUUGACCAGUGACGUUUUGUUCGAGUAUCUUCAUACACUGCACGUGAUGUCCUUUCCUGUUUCUGAUUUCUUUUCACCAACACACAUGGAAUGACCAGCAAGGUCCUAGACAGACGAAAAUGAUUUUUAGAACAGUGUGAACGAUCACUAUAUGGAUUAUAACACGGCGGCAUUUUCCUUGCCAUGCCCUAAUUUGUGCGACAAGGUCAAAAUACACCUCUAUAAUCCAUUCGAAACCUAAUUCUCCAUCUAACUUUGAUAUCUUUUGAUUGUAACUCAAGGACUUUUCCAUAUUGAACAUCGACAACUCGUGUGUAAGACCUCUUACCGCUUUCCUAUCUGAGCAGGGAUGUUUAUCGUUAUGAUCAUCGCCAUCUACUGUGCUGGGGUGGAAUUGCCAAGAGUAUAUUGUGAAUUUUCAGAAGCAUCUUGAAGUUACGAGUUUUAAUAUGAAUAGUAGGCCUAUAUCCAUUUUACAAACAGAGGAACAAGUUAAAAUGACCAAAGAGGGUGAUAACGAUCAAGUUAGCUAGGUAGUUUUAAGCGAUACGACAUUUAGCCACGACAAGCAUCGACAAUUGAGCAAACGCAAUAAAAAAUAAACAUAUCAUCUAAUCAAAUCCCAGUCGGGCCACAUUAAAAUCCGGACAGUGGUCAAGUGAAUGUACGUACUCGGCUAGCUAUAAUCACAAACUGGUUAUAUUAGCUAGCUAGAGCUAGUUCACUAGCUAGCCAUGUCGGUAUUCUGCAAAACCGGAUUAAAUCUACGCAUACAGCAUUCAUACUGUGUAAUUAAGCAUUCAUUUUCUUUUAGAGCCAUUUCACAUGCUCUAGCUACGUAAACAGACUAGUUCAACGUUUCCGCCAAUGACUUUUCAUUCACGAGACUUCCGCAAACAAGACGACAUCAUUUCCUGAAACUGGAGUGGAGGAAGGUCUUCCAGGAGAGAUUCAUGGCCAGACUCUGUUCAUCAUCUUGGGCCAUUUUAAGACAAUUUAAUUAUCACAGUGUCCUCACGGCACAAAACUUGUUUGUGCUUGCCCGUGCAAUCUAAUCCCCAGUGAUGAAAAAUGGCAAGUGCUAACGAUGUGAUACGUUUCGACAAGCUUUGCUCAUUACACAUUUGGAUAGUUAUGUAAAUUAAGUGCUUUCUCAAUUUGCAAGCAAGCCUAAUGCCUGAUUAUUAUUAUUAUUAUUAUUAUUAUUAUUAUUAUUAUUAUUAUUAUUAUUAUUUUACCGCCGCCUCUCUCACAGCUGGUGUUACCAUUGUGUGACUUUUAUUUUUCUUUUUUUUUUUUUGCUUUAUUUUGAAAGUUUAAAGUUGUGUUCUGAAUUCUCCGCCUCAAUCGCAGGUUGUAUUAAAUUAUUUUACCAGUACAGGCCUUUUUUUUUUUUAAAAAAAAACAACAACAAAAAAAAGUUGUGCAUGGUAAAGUCUACCUGUUUAUACUGAUUAAUUGGUGCUACAAUUUUAGCCAGGACAAUGCAUAUGUAUGUAUUUGAAGAGAAUAUACAGUACAUUGUAAUAAAGUGUGGAUCAGGUACAUUUUA
Ictalurus punctatus (channel catfish) is the source of this 7639-nucleotide messenger RNA. RefSeq names its product collagen, type XXII, alpha 1 (gene col22a1). Bases 331 to 5202 code for a protein of 1623 amino acids. The transcript is spliced from 65 exons. NCBI's taxonomy places the organism in Eukaryota, Metazoa, Chordata, Actinopteri, Siluriformes, Ictaluridae. The record is from RefSeq and is a predicted model, not a curated record.